AGGCAACACUUCAAAUGUUCAAAUUGAAUCAGAAAAAAUCUCUUAUACAUUUUUUGACAACUGCCGAUAUACAGUUCGUCAGAAAACUACCGAGGUUUUGGUAGUAACCGUCACAGCCACCGACGACGUUAUCAGACCCCAUCGAGCCGAGAUWACCAUAGAUAAUAAAGAUAAUAUAAUAAUAUAAUAUAAUUCUUUAUUAUCUAUGGAGAUUACCGUAAUGUUUUAUCAACGACGUACGACUUACGAGCACGGUGCCAUAGCUGCUCACGGACACGGGCAUGCUGGCGAAAGACAAGACUACUGAGUGCCUAAAAAGUUCAAAACUUGACGGUUKUUUUAAUAUCUUAUCGUCAAUCGAUUAAUUAUUUGUGCGACGGUCAUCUGGAUAUCGACAUAAAUCUCCGGAUGUUGUCACACACAUAAUAUGUGUCAGCGCCUAAAACAUCGUUCACUGUUCGAUUACGUGCAAGUACUCUCAGCAUUGUAAAAUCUAUGCACACGAACAGUUGAUAGCCGCACGCUUAACGAAUAACGGCUUAACGCGAACACGAGACCACCGACACGACGAAUUAAUGGUACCCACCCGGUGACCGGGUGAAUAGCGAUAACGUUAUCGGUUAUCACGUUUAUUCYGCGCGUAUCUAUCUCGUAUGCGUUUAGCGAUAGUCGUCGCUAUUAUUCGAACAAACGGCGGGAGGCUAUCGCUGCUGGUCCAUCUGUGCGCACGUUAAUCGUUUGCUUGCGGCAGUCGCGGACUAGACGGACUAGUGGACUGCUACGACACGGUCGCCAGACCUACCGAGAUCGUCUGUCCGGCACCGUCGCCGAAACGGUGAGAUCUGUUGGCCGCGAGAAAAACGCGACCGAAUAAUAUGUCGGCGGCCGUCGUCACUGGUAGUGCUACUACGGUCGCCACCGCUGCUGACGAAUUUCUGACGACGCAUAAGCCGGUGGACAAGAUGACGACGACUUCGCCACUGGUUGGUCUUGUCAGCGGGUGCGCCGGCGCCGUUGCUCUCGUGUACGUGGGCCAACCAUUGGACACAGUCAAAGUGCGCAUGCAACUGUCCACGGCCACUCAGGCUGUGACGUCUAGUGGUGGCGGUGGUGGUGGCGUAUCGAUGUGGGGUUGUGUGCGCGACAUGUGGCGUCAAGCCCUGGUGACUCCGGCACCCCAUAUUCGGCGACUGACGAACAACGCAGCAGCCGCCGUCGUCGAGGCGUGCCCGUUGACGGCCACCAGUCAGCCAGCCAGCAAAGCAGCCGCGGCUGGACGCAUGGCCCGGCUCAUGUAUGCCGGCACGGCUCCCGCACUACUGGCCAACGUAGCCGAAAACGGAGUACUUUUCGCGGCAUAUGGUCCUUGCCAGCGGUUGGUGGCGUUCGCAUUAGAUCUGUUCGGUGGAGCAGGUACCGGAACUGCCGUCGUGGACGUAGAAAAAAAACUGGGACCCGCGGGCAUGGCUACGGCUGGCAGUUUGGCGUCGCUUUGCUCGGCGUUCGCUCUAUGUCCCACCGAGCUAAUAAAAGUCCGUCUGCAGGCGGCCGAUCUGGACAGGGCCAACUGCACUACCACAGCAGGACGUCGGCAGAACGCCGCGGCUGGUACACUACAAGUUGUGGCUCGAGUGUGGACCACUGAGGGGGGUCUGCGAGGGAUGUACCGGGGAUUAGGCUCGACAGUAGCACGCGAAAUGCCCGGCUACUAUGUGUUCUUUCUAGCGUAUGAGGCAAGCCGCACCUAYUUGAACGAUUGGCAUCACGGUUCUUUGGCAACCUCAACGACAUUGCUGGCGGAACACCAGGAGGACCCAGCUUGGGUAACAAUGACGGCGGGCGCAGCGGCAGGUGCUUGCCUCUGGCUGGUCGUGUAUCCGGUGGAUGCAAUCAAAUCUCGAAUUCAAGCAGCUGGUGGCGACGGUGGUGUAGUCGAAAGUUCAAGUGGCGGUUUCCUGAAAGCCAUGGCAAUGUCUGUGCGCAAAGAAGGCCCACUGGCCUUGUAUCGCGGCCUUGCGCCCACCUUACUGCGUACUGUUCCUGCAUCAGCUGUCAUGUUCUGGACUGUAGAGCGUACCAAGACGUUGAUGUCGGGUUACGGGCUAUGAGAUUGUUUUUUCAUGUAUUCUUACUUGUUUGGUAACGUUAUGCUAUGAAUAACCUAUAUAUUGUUAGAUCAAUUAUUUGUUUCAACUAUGCAUAUUUGUCAAUGUACACAUAAUAUCCUGGAGGCAACACUGAUUUAGAGUUAUGUUUGAAGCGGGUUUUUAAAUAUUUAAUAGAUACAUAGUAUGGUUAAAUUUCAUUCUUAAGUUUGUUAUUUUCAUCACUAGUCUUUAACACAACAAACCCCCAUAGAUUUGUUGUUAAUUUAUUAAUUAUGUGUACUUUUAAACAGGGGGUACUACUAGUAAAUUAUAGGUAUUUAUUAGAUUUUAAUACAAUUUAUAAAUCAUCUCUACUUUAUAUAAUAUAUUUUAAGGUACCAUAGCAGUCAACAGUAGUUACCAAUAAUUUGAUUGAGCGAAUAAUUUAUGAUUACAAUCUAAUAGAUUGAUAGUACUUGUAAGCUACAGGAGUGCCCAGAGGGUGGCUUAUAUUUCUGCCGUUGCCCUUGGUAAGCUGUAUAGUAGUUGUAUUAUAAUAGAUACAUUAUAUUUAUUUAUGUUUGUUUAAAACAUUCAAAUUAUUUACUUUGUUUUUAAUAAAUUUUUUACUAUAAACAAGUGAAGAUUUUUUUAUUUUACAUCUGAAAAAAUGCCCAUUUUAAACAUUGACGCAAUAUCACAUUUAAAAAUAAUCUAAUAAUAUUAACACAGAUUAUUAAAACAAAAAAUAACUCAUAUUUACGGGUUGUUGCUGAUAGUAUAUAAAAUUAUGUUUUGUAAAAAUGUAUUUACGGGAUGUUAUGUAAAAAAUUCAUUUUUAUUGUUAUUAACAUUCAAGUAUCAAUUAUAAUGAAAUCUAAAUUAUCAUUUUAAAAAUUGCCUAUACAAAUCCCCUUAAAAUUGUUACUAUUGGAUUGCAUUAUGUAUAGUAUAAUAUUGGUAAUAUACUUUUAUAAUAAUAUAUAAAUCAUAAAUAUGUCUUCCAUAUAUUGUAUGUCUUCCAUAUAUUGCUCAGUUACUGUUAUUGUUGUUUGUCAUUUUAGUUAAUAUUGUUACCAUCACUAUUUUGUGUACAUUUUUAUUAUUUUUUUUUUAAGCCCAUAAG
This is a messenger RNA of Diuraphis noxia (Russian wheat aphid), 3213 nucleotides long. RefSeq names its product mitochondrial ornithine transporter 1-like. Gene Ontology annotation, molecular function: L-ornithine transmembrane transporter activity. Lineage: Eukaryota; Metazoa; Arthropoda; Insecta; Hemiptera; Aphididae. Gene Ontology annotation, biological process: mitochondrial L-ornithine transmembrane transport. Gene Ontology annotation, cellular component: mitochondrion. The record is from RefSeq and is a predicted model, not a curated record.